AUGUCUUCGAGUACAAGUCCACCACAGUGCCCUGAUGAGGGAAUUCAAACACAAUACAGGACACGUACGGGCGUGUCUGCAACGACGACUGUUCAUGAGACGGGAACGUCACCAAAGAUAUCUUCUUCCGCAACUCCUAAUCCCGCUUCUUCUUCGGUGGUGGAGGAGGUCGCCCGCCUCUACCAAGCACUCGCCGAGUUUUACGCAACUCUCAAGACGCUAUUCAACAUACAUGGCUACCACCACUGGCAGCUUAGUGGGGAUUACUUGUCCGCUGAAGAUGCGGUCCUCGACGGUUAUACCAGGGCCGAAGGAUGCUUGUUAUCUGCAAUAAAAUAUCUAUCGAUUGCAGAAACCAGAUUUGUCCGCGGCGAACAGCGCAUGCGCAAGAAGCAGCCGGAGACACUUCAACUUUCCCGAAAAAACCGCGAACAAGCCAGAUUUCGCCUAUUCGGAGUCAUGGAGACCCUGACAGCUCCUCGCCUCGUGGACCUCUACAACCAGAGAGAAACAUUGUUCCCGAGGGCGGAGGCUGAAGCAGAUGAAGCUACCCUGACCCGAGGGGUUACCUUGAUCAAACUGAAUCCAGAAGACGAUAUGUGCCCGAUCUGCUAUGAAGGCCUUGGUACAAAACCAAUGGUUGAGAAGGAGAAGAAGGGUCUGGGUCAAAGAGGCCCAUCGGCGGUCAUCACGGCGUGCUGCAAACAAAUAUUCCACAUCGCCUGCUUGAGGCAGUGGCUGGAUCAGGGCGGCAGCUGCCCCAUGUGCCGAGGACUUUUCGCGAAGGAGUUCAAAUUCCACUUAUUCGAGAUAGGCAUCGCCCAGCUGGCAAUACUCUAA
Exophiala viscosa is the source of this 840-nucleotide messenger RNA. RefSeq lists its product as uncharacterized. NCBI's taxonomy places the organism in Eukaryota, Fungi, Ascomycota, Eurotiomycetes, Chaetothyriales, Herpotrichiellaceae. Gene Ontology annotation, molecular function: zinc ion binding. Bases 1 to 840 code for a protein of 279 amino acids. The transcript has a single exon. The record is from RefSeq and is a predicted model, not a curated record.